UGGGCAACAUAAUGAAACCCUGCCUCUAUUAAAAAAAAAAAAAAAAGAUGAUUUCUGCCAUAGCUGGCCUGGUUCGGUGUUCCAGGGCCAGAGGACCCCGAUGGAGCUGUACUCAUGGGUGGGAAAGGGGCUGCCUCCCACCCCACCAGGUGCACCCUGACCUCCAUCUUCUGAGGGUGUUGGGGACCCUGGGAUCCGAAGCAAAAGCAGGCAGUGGGCCAAAAACAGGUGUGGCCCCAGGGAGACGGACAUCCCAAUCCAGCAGGUGCCUGAAACCCAGCUCCCCGAAAAAGUGGAGCAGAGCAGCUGGGCUCAGGAGGGAGCAUUUAUUGAGCACUGGCUGUGUGCCCCAGGGGGUCCCACCGGCCCCUGGAGAGAGAGUGCCUGCCCCAGCACUGACCCUCUACACAGACUCCCGCCCCCACCCCAUGCUUGGGAGGAGAAGCCACAUUAGGUAGGUAACAGCGUGACUCAAGAGACCUGCUCAGGGUCAGAAAGCCCAUGGAGCCUGCGGCUGGACGGUUAGGUGUUUUGUUUCUCCCUUACCAAAAGCAGAAGUCUGGCUAACUAGUAGGUGGAGGGUAGAUCCGUGCACUUUUUCCAGAAACUUCGCCGGUGGCCGCACACAGGACGCAGCGCUUGCUGCAGCAGUGAGAGCUCGUGCCGCCGCAACAUCAGCCGAGCUUGGUUAGAUAGAAAGGCCUUGCUCUCCUGGGGUUCCCCCUGGCCUGACACACACUGCCAGGGAAGUGGGCGCUAGGCCCCAGACCCGCCUUGCCUGCUCAGUUGCAGGGGAAAUGCUGGAGUGCCUCGAAAUACUGAGGCUGCAGAUCAGCUCGGACCCCAGGCAAGAAACUCCCCAGCAGAGGGCAGCAGGGAGACGGGAUGCUGAUUGCAGCUGAAAGCUGGGUUUGUGUACUCAUUCAAGGGCCAUUUGAAAAAUACCAGUUAACUGGUCCCUGUCUGUUGGUGACCAGACAUUUCCAUCUCGCUGUUUACUUUAAAAUAACCAAAAUUACGUGUAGCCCAGAGAAGGAAGACACCCCAGUCUGGCAAGUGCCCGAAACCCAGCUCCAGGAAAAAGUGCAGCAGUGCUCGGGUCUGCAGGGAGCCCGCCAGCCCACGUGCACUGACUUUCGUUUCAUCGCCGAGCCCCGGGGGAUUGCGCGGGUGGUCUAUGCCGUUAGGCCAUUGACAGAUGAGUCCAGAAGAGGUUCCGCGCGACCCGUGGUCAGAAGCCCGGAGGCGGGGCGGGAUUUUCGAGCCUCUGGUCUCCAGGACCUGGGCUGAAGGCCCACGGGGGUGGGAUGGACCCGCCAGGCUAGGACCCGAGAGAGCCGAACCCAGCUCUCAGCCGGGGUGGCGCGGUGCCUAGAGGGAGGGAGGGGCGCAAAGCCGGAACGCAGAGCCUUCGAACGGCCCAGGCCGAGGCGGGCAGGGGUGGCCUACGCCCCUGCGGAGGUCGCUGGUCGAAGGUGUUGGAGAAGGGCCCGGCUUCCGGGGCGGGGACCUUCCUCGCCCCGCCCCGCGUUAGCCACGCCCAGACGCCCUCAGUACGCGAGGCCGGUUGUCCCUUUAAGAAUUCCGGGGCCCGCCUGGCUCUCACCGCCGGCGGGCCAUGGCCGCGCAGCUACUGGAGGAGAAGCUGACCUGCGCCAUCUGCCUGGGACUCUACCAGGACCCAGUGACGCUGCCCUGCGGCCACAACUUCUGCGGAGCCUGCAUCCGGGACUGGUGGGACCGCUGCGGGAAGGCGUGCCCCGAGUGCCGGGAGCCCUUCCCCGACGGCGCCGAGCUGCGCCGCAACGUAGCCCUCAGUGGCGUGCUGGAGGUGGUGCACGCCGGGCCCGCCCGGGACCCCGGCCCCGACCCCGACCCCGGCCCCGGCCCCGGCCCCGGCCCCGGCCCUGCCGCGCGCUGCCCCCGCCAUGGGCGGCCAAUGGAGCUCUUCUGCCGUACCGAGGGCCGCUGCGUAUGCAGCGUGUGCACCGUGCACGAAUGUCGCCUCCACGAGCGGGCGCUGCUGGACGCCGAGCGCCUCAAGCGCGAGGCCCAGCUGAGAGCCAGCCUGGAGGUUACCCAGCAGCAGGCCACCCAGGCCGAAGGCCAGCUACUAGAGCUGCAGAAGCAAAGAAGCCAGAUCCAGAACUCAGCCUGCAUCUUGGCCUCCUGGGUCUCCGGCAAGUUCAGCAGCCUGCUACAGGCCCUGGAAAUGCAGCACACAGCAGCACUGAGGAGCAUCGACGUGGCCAAGACGCGGGUGCUGGCACAGGCUCGAGAUGAGGAGCAGCGGCUGCGGGGCCACUUGGAGGCUGUGGCUCGCCAUGGCUGCAGGAUCCAGGAGCUUCUGGAGCAGGUGGAUGAGCAGACCUUCCUGCAGGAAUCACAGCUCCUCCAGCCCCCAGGGCCUCUUGGGCCACUGACCCCUCUGCAGUGGGAUGAAGACCAACAGCUGGGCGACCUGAAGCAGUUGCUAAGCCGGCUGUGUGGCCUCCUCUUGGAAGAGGGGGGCCACCCCGGGGCACCAGCCAAGCCGGUGGACUUAGGCCCCAUGGAGGCCCCAGGUCCCCUGGCACCGGUCCCAAGCACAGUUUGUCCACUGAGGAGGAAACUCUGGCAGAAUUAUCGCAAUCUGACCUUUGAUCCAAUCAGCGCCAACCGUCACUUCUAUCUGUCGCGCCAGGACCAGCAGGUGAAGCACUGCCGUCAGUCCCAGGGCCCAGGCAGGCCCGGCAGAUUCGAGCUCUGGCAGGUGCAGUGUACCCAGAGUUUCCAGGCCGGGCACCACUACUGGGAGGUGCGCGCGUCAGACCACUCAGUGACACUGGGUGUCUCCUACCCGCAACUGUCACGGUGCAGGGUGGGGCCCCACACAGACAACAUUGGCCGGGGACCCUGCUCCUGGGGGCUCUGCGUCCAGGGGGACAGCCUCCAGGCCUGGCACAACGGGCAGGCCCAGCGCCUCCCAGGGGUGUCAGGGCGGCUCCUGGGCAUGGAUUUGGACCUGGCCUCAGGCUGCCUCACCUUCUACAGCCUGGAGCCCCAGACCCAGCCCCUGUACACCUUCCACGCCCCCUUCAACCAGCCCCUCACCCCCGUCUUCUGGCUCCUUGAGGGUAGGACCCUGACCCUGUGCCAUCAGCCAGGGGCUGUGUUCCCUCCGGGGCCCCAGGAAGGGGUGCUCAGCUGAAGAAGGCAUGGGAUGGAGCCCUGGCAUAGCUGCCACCAUGCCUGCGUGCCCAAGAGCUGCCCACCUCCAGCUCGGAGACUGGAGGACCAGCUGUUGGCCUCUCUGUUAACUCAGAAAGAGACUGGAGGUGGGGGUAGGUGAGCAUAAACCCAGCGUUCACUGUUCCAGCCUCUUUGAAGGGGACACGGUCUAGGAGGGGGAUAAAUGGGAUGCCCUUGCCCCAAACAGAACCCAGUUCUAGGUACUGCCUGGGCCUGGGAGGCUAGAGCAGUGCCCAGGGGACUUCUGGGCUUACAGGACAGCAUGUGUGACAAAAUUCAGAUCCACCUGAACUUGCCUCUGGAGAUGAUAAGGGCCAAAGGAGCAGUUAGUGAGGGGCGGUGAGCCAGAGUAGUCCCGGGGCCGACAGAUUCCUCCCUCUGUCCCGCCUGCAGCUCUCUUUAAUUUUUUGUAACAUUUGGAUAGACGUCCGUCCUGUCUUGUAGUCUUUUUAUUUUGUGCAUCCUUAUAAUUAUAUUAACAAUUUUGUUUUCUGCAUUUAAACAUUUUUUUUUUUAGGAGACGGUCUUGCUAUGUCACUCAGGCUGGCGUACAGUGGCACAAUCGUGGCUCACUGCAGCCUCGAGCUCCUGAGCUCAAAGGGUCCUCCCACCUCAGCUUCCGAAGUAGCUGAGAUUACAGUGUUUUCUGAAGUUUUUUGACUUAACAUAAGCAUUUUUCACAUGAUUGAAAAUUAUCACUGAUUGCUGUAGUCAUUCUAAUGGCUAUCAAGUUUAUCCAUUAUUGGACAUUUAAUUUGCUUUCUUUUUAGCUAUACAAACAUCGAUGUGUUUUUUUUGAGACAGGGUCUCCCUCUGUCACCCAGGCUGGUGUGCAGGGGUGCCAUCAUGGGCUCAUGGGAUUCUCCUACCUCAGCCUCCUGAGUAGCUGGAAUUAUAGGUGUGUGCCACCACGCCUGGCUUAUGAUGAAUAUUUCUGCGCAGGAUGCUUGGCCGCAUUUAUGGUCAUGUAUGUAGGCUGUUACCUCAAGUGAGUCACUCAGGGAACAAUGAGCACUUGAAGAUUUUUUUUAUUCAAAAGGCCACAGUGAGGCCACCUUGAGUCCGGCCGACUAAGGCCCCUCAACCCUGUCACCAAGCAGCGCGUGACACCGGCAGGACCUCCGUCUCCAGCAUCCCACCCCUGGGUGUGGGACUUUGGGGCAGCCGUGUGUGCAGGUGCCGGCGCAGGCUAGCUCCUCCUGGCUUGGUGUGGUGUUUGCCAUUACAGAACAUGCUGCCACGAAGAGCCCUGGGCAUGAUUUUGCUUGUACUUCCGGAAGUGGGGUUGCUGGGUCAUCGGGUAGAUGUAAUUUGUUUUACUUGAAAUGUUCCACUUCUUGUUCUGGGAGGUGGUUCCAAGGGUGUCUGCUUUUGGCCAGGCGCGGCGGCUCACGCUGGUAAUCCCAGCACUUUGGGAGGCCGAGGCGGGCGGAUCACAAGGUCAGGAGUUCGAGUUCAGCCUGGCCAACAUGGCAAAACCCCGUCUCUACUAAAAAUAGCAAAAAUUAGCCGGGCGUGGUGGUGUGCGCCUGUAAUCCCUCCUGGGGAGGCUGAGGCAGGAGAAUUGCUUGAACCCGGGAGGUGAGGUUGCAGUGAACCGAGACUGCACCACUGCACUACAGCCUGGGUGACAGAACGAGACUCCAUAAAAAAAAAAAAAAAAGGGGGAGGGGUGUCUGCUUUUGUAACUUUAAAAACUGGACAUCUGUGUUAUAUGUACUCAUGGAUAAAUAUUUCACAAUAAAAAUUUUUUAAAGGAUAA
Molecule: messenger RNA, 4993 nt
Organism: Cercocebus atys (sooty mangabey)
Lineage: Eukaryota; Metazoa; Chordata; Mammalia; Primates; Cercopithecidae
Gene: TRIM65
Product: tripartite motif containing 65
Exons: 6
Coding region: 1619-3190 (523 amino acids)
Biological process (GO): positive regulation of autophagy
Molecular function (GO): protein binding; zinc ion binding
Source: RefSeq, a predicted model, not a curated record